AUGCUCCACUCCUCUACUUUCCCCUCUGCGCGCCAGCUUGCAUUCCGCUUCGUCGCGCCGCGCCAGUUCGCCUCUCGCGCAUUUCCUAAGGGCAGAGUGCUGGCGGAAAUGGCGGGAGGCUCCGCGCCGAGCACCAGCGCGACCCACGACGAGGCGCAAGUGCCGAAGAAGCAGAUCUCGUCUGGCCUGGCCAAAUUCGGCCCGACGGUCUUCGCGGAGUUCUCCGCGCUCGCCGCGAAGCACGGCGCCGUGAACCUCGGCCAGGGCUUCCCCAACUUCGACGGCCCGUCCUUCGUCAUCCAAGCCGCGCAGACCGCCUUGCAGGCCGGCAACCUCAACCAAUACGCGCCGGUCGCGGGCGUCCCCGCGCUCACGGCAGCCAUCGCGUCGCGCUUCGCGGAAUCCACGGGCGUGGAGAUUAAGGACCCCGCGCAGGAGAUCACCGUGACGUGCGGAUGCACGGAGGCCAUAGCCGCGACGAUCUUAGGAUUAGUAGACGAGGGCGACGAGGUAGUGGUAUUCGAGCCGUUCUACGACUCUUACAUCGCCAUGCUCUCUCUCGCCGGCGCGGUCGUGCGCCCCGUCACGCUGCGCCCGCCCACGUGGCAGCUGGACGAGCAGGCGCUGCGCGCGGCGUUCCAGCCGCUGAAGGAAGGCGCGCGCACGCGAGCAGUGCUAAUCAACACGCCGCACAACCCCACGGGGAAGGUCUUCUCCCGCGCGGAGCUGCAGCUGAUCGCGGAGCUGUGCCAGCAGCGAGACACCAUCGCGGUAUCCGACGAGGUCUACCAUAAACUCGUCUACAAGGCGCCCUCCCCUGCCGCCGCCGCCGUCGCCGCCGCUGCCACCGCCGCUGGUCCCGAUUCCACUGCUGCUGCUGCUGCUGCUGCUACUGCUGCUGCUGCUGCUGCUGCUGCAAACGAGGGCCACAUCUCAAUAGCGAGUCUCCCAGGAAUGUAUUCCCGCACCGUGACCCUCAACUCCCUGGGGAAAACUUACUCGCUGACGGGCUGGAAGGUGGGGUGGGCCGUGGCGCCCCCGCACCUCACAUGGGGGCUGCGGCAGGCGCACUCCUUCCUCACGUUCUCCGUCGCCACGCCUCUGCAGCACGGCGCGGUGGCGGCUCUAGAGGCGCCGGAGCCGUUCUAUGAGGAGCUGGAGAAGGAGUAUAGGAGCCGCCGGGACGUGCUCGUGCAGGGGCUGCUUGACGUGGGCUUCACUGUUUUUGAGCCCGAGGGCACAUACUUCAUAAUGGCGGACCACACGCGGUUCAACAAAGGCUCCGACGUGGAGUUCUGCCGGUACCUGGUGGAGCACGUGGGUGUGGCCGCCAUCCCCCCCAGCUCCUUCUACCUCAACGUGCACGAGGGCCGCAACCUCGUGCGCUUUGCCUUCUGCAAAGAUGAGGACACUCUGAGGGAGGCUGUAAGAAGGAUGAAGGAGAAGCUUGUUCUGCCGCCAGCCGAGUGUUGA
Messenger RNA from Closterium sp. Naga37s-1, 1473 nucleotides. NCBI's taxonomy places the organism in Eukaryota, Viridiplantae, Streptophyta, Zygnematophyceae, Desmidiales, Closteriaceae. The record is from the annotation of a GenBank genome assembly.